Stylonychia lemnae is the source of this 1770-nucleotide messenger RNA. Lineage: Eukaryota; Ciliophora; Spirotrichea; Sporadotrichida; Oxytrichidae. The record is from the annotation of a GenBank genome assembly.
AUGCAAAUCAAUAAGGCUAAUUUUGACAAUCUAUCUGUGAAUAUUUCUCUCGACGGAGAAGGUUUUCAUGUCCUCGCACUCAAUUUAUCUGAUAAUUAGCAUUCCAUUAUAGAAAAGAUAAUAAAUGUUUUGAGUUUGAGCAAUGAGGAUGAGUUUGAAUUAUACCCAGUUUCUCAACUUAAUUUCACCAAUUAGAUUGGAUUCAGUUAUUAAGAAUUGUCACUCUAUGCAAUGAGUCAAAUACAAAUUGCGAUGUUAAAUCCUUAUCGAGGAGAAUUGAUUGAUUAAGUUAAUUAUGAGUAGUAGAGUGCACUUCACGACAUCAUGCACUCGGAUUUCAGAGAUAUUGCGGUAGACCACGUCAUCAGAAGAAAAUAUAAGUGCUUUUAUACGUCAUGCCGUAAAACAUUCGAAGACACUCAGAGUCUUUUCUAUCAUUAAAAAAUUCAUACGAACAACAAGCCGUUUGAGUGCCCGCAAUGCCAUAAAAGAUUCAUUAGUAAAACCCAUUUGAGAAGCCACUCUGAUAUUCAUUUGGUGAAUAGACCCUACAAGUGCAAUUUCAGAGGGUGCAGCAAGAGCUAUAGCAAGCUAAAUAGAUUAUAAACACAUCUCAGAACUCAUACAAGCGAGAAAAUAUUUAAAUGUCCAGUUGCAGGAUGCCUAAAAUCUUUUAACGAGAAAGGUAUCUUGAAAACUCAUUUGCGCAUUCAUACAGGAGACAAGCCAUAUAAGUGUACUUUUCUCGGGUGCAAGGAAAUGUACUCGACAAAGAGUAUCCUUCAGGAGCAUCUGAAAAAGGUGCACGGAGAGAACAAUGAUAGUUCAGAUCAACACUCUACCUCCACAUUCUAAACAUCUUAAGUAGAGAGAUAGCCUGGACCAUUACCUAGACUCUCAACAUAGUCACUUUGUGAUUUAAAGCUUAAUACUAGCUUCAACACUCAGAGUGGACUUGAUUUUAUAAAAGAAGAAGAAAAGAAAGUUUAAUCCUCAAAGACUCUCUUGCAUUACUCUAAUCUCCCUAACUUCAAGAUCAAGAGUAAUGUAUCAGAACUCUCACCUUAGGUGACUUAGUUUGUAGGCAUUAAUAAAAACCUAAAUAUCCAAAUGAAUUCUCCAUUUGCAGUACCUUAAUAAAAUAGAAAUAAUUCUUGCUCACCAGUUCAAGGCACAGAAGGCAAAAAACAAAUACUAUUUAAUAACCCAAAUACUAAUACACUAGCUUUCAGCUUUUAAUAAUAGCACCCCUAGGAUCUUCUCAAUCAGCAAAUGCUGAGACAGAAGGAAUAAAUCCUCUCUUAAUAUCCUCUAUCUACCAUCAGAUGGGAGCAAACUAAGGUGUCACUUAUAGCAAUAUGGUUAACUCCUUAGCCAAUCAGAAUCCCAGUGGGAUUUUAAAUCAAGAAAGUUAAGGUAUUUAUCAAAACACUUCAACCCUUAUCUGAUAUGCCAAUAACAGCAACAGUAGCAUCAGCUAUCAUAAUUCAAUCAAAGUGCUCAAAACCAACACAUUUAACCCAUUUCCAGAAAUAGUGGGUCCAGUGUCUUCAAUCCAGAAGUCCUUAAUUAAUUACGCGUAAACGGCAAUAUAAGCCAUAAUAGCGCAGUCAGCAGUUUAUAAGCUUAAACUAACUUUAUCAAUUAACACCAAAUGCCUUAAGGAUCGUAGAAUUUUCAAUUAUUGAGCAACCCAAGCUGUGCUCAAGUAGUUUAAUCUCAUUAGACAUAAUGAUAUUACUUACUGUCAAACCAAAAGAAAUGAUUUGA